Megalopta genalis is the source of this 1296-nucleotide messenger RNA. RefSeq names its product sperm-associated antigen 17-like. NCBI's taxonomy places the organism in Eukaryota, Metazoa, Arthropoda, Insecta, Hymenoptera, Halictidae. Gene Ontology annotation, cellular component: axonemal central apparatus. Gene Ontology annotation, biological process: axonemal central apparatus assembly; epithelial cilium movement involved in extracellular fluid movement. The record is from RefSeq and is a predicted model, not a curated record.
AUGAAAAAGAGAAAAGGUGCGCCGAAGACUCAGCCAUUAGCAAAAGAGUCGAGAACACUGGACGAGAACUCAUGGCGCGCCGAAUUGGAUGCGAUAUCCAUCAACGACGACAACUGGUGGUGUAUCGUAACCAUGAUGGUAGAAACGACUACCGAGCACUCCAGGUGCGUGUCUCUCUUCAACACCGCUGUCGAGGAAGGCAAACGGAAAGCCAUCUACUCGCUGAGCUACCAAAAAAUGGUGUGCAGCGUGAAAAUGUUGUCGAAACCGAACCUAGACAAAUGCCCGACUGUCCAAGGCGUUUGUCACUUCGCCAGCAAGUACUUAAUCGACGAGAAUGCUACGUUGCCAGCUUGGUUGGUGGCACAAGUGAUCAAGUAUCUGAUCUAUCGGAUCAAAGAAGAGACCAUCGGCAUCGUGAAGAGGAUGGCUGAGCUGGAACACGAAAUCGACGAAGAGUAUAGUAUCAUGCAGACCGUGGCUGAUUGGGGUCAACCGGGGUCGAAGUCAUUCAACACCGCAAAGCUGAACAACAAAGCGAUCACGAGGCUGCGUAAACGAGGGGAGGAAUGGCGGGACACGGUGUACGUGGACGACGCGCCCCUCGACGGUCCGAAUCUGUACAUAAUCCUCACGGGAUUCCACGAUCCGGAUCUUCCUGAACAUUUAAUAAACGCGGCGGUGCCGCUGAGCUUCGUAAUGCGGCUGAAGAGAUCGAACCGUGAUUUGGAUCGGUUGGUGGCGUGCGGGACCGUCGACGAGCUGGAGAAAACCCGGAGCACGAACCGUUUCGGGAUAUAUCACAGCAGCAUAGUCGAUCUGUACCGGUUCUGGUCGACGAUCGAGACGCGAACGAUGGAUCCGGAAACGCAUCCGGCGCUGCUCGACGUUGCAAUCCUGCUUUUCCGUCCACCGGAGCUGCCCGAGAUUUUCCGCGACGACGAAUACGAACAUCUCAAGAAGGAUCUGUACGAUCGGGUUUCGUAUUUCAUGUACGAUCUCUAUGAUCUUCAUCGACAACACGGGAAUUAUUUGAAGAGCACCAGAAUCGAGACGGCCAUAGCCGACGAUGCACCGAGGAAAUGCGCCACUGAGACGUAUAGGGCGCUGUUAGAUGCUGUCCCGCAGGAAUGCAUUUCCUUACCGUUCAUACUGUUUGCCAUUCUGGCGCAAAUCGAUGCGAACGACGGUGGAAACGCGAUCGAGAAGGAGAUCGAGGGAACAGACGAUCCCGAUGGUCAGACAGUAAGCUUCAUUUGCGGUGUUUGGUAUUCCGAGAUGGACUCCGACAAUUGA